Messenger RNA from Bufo bufo (common toad), 3428 nucleotides. RefSeq names its product ATPase family AAA domain containing 1 (gene ATAD1). Gene Ontology annotation, molecular function: ATP binding; ATP hydrolysis activity. Gene Ontology annotation, cellular component: mitochondrial outer membrane. The record is from RefSeq and is a predicted model, not a curated record. Bases 129 to 1211 code for a protein of 360 amino acids. NCBI's taxonomy places the organism in Eukaryota, Metazoa, Chordata, Amphibia, Anura, Bufonidae. The transcript has 10 exons.
UUUCCUCCGGAAGACAUCGCCGGUGCACUGUACCAAUGUGAAGCCGCUGCUUUUGGUUUUCACUUCCUGGAUCGGUCGUGUCAUCAAGCCGGCGAGAGGUGAAUGUGCUGGGUGACGGGGCAGCGAAAAUGGUCCACGCAGAAGCCUUUUCUCGCCCUUUGAGCAGAAAUGAAGUUGUGGGCCUCAUCUUCAGGUUGACCAUAUUUGGAGCCGUCACCUAUUUUACCAUUAAAUGGAUGGUAGAUGCCAUCGAUCCCACCAGGAAGCAAAAGCUUGAAGCCCAGAAGCAGGCCGAGAAGCUGAUGAGACAGAUUGGGGUGAAGAACGUAAAGCUAACAGAAUAUGAAAUGAGCAUCGCCGCCCAUCUUGUCGAUCCACUCAGUAUGCAGGUGACGUGGAGUGACAUUGCUGGCCUGGAUGAUGUGAUCACAGACCUGAAAGAUACGGUUAUUCUCCCAAUAAGGAAGAAACAUUUAUUUGAGAACUCCAGACUUCUUCAGCCUCCUAAAGGUGUGCUGCUUUAUGGACCACCAGGAUGUGGGAAGACUCUUAUUGCUAAAGCAACUGCUAAAGAAGCCGGGUGUCGCUUCAUAAACCUGCAGCCAUCUACUCUGACUGACAAGUGGUAUGGAGAGUCCCAGAAACUCGCUGCCGCUGUCUUCUCCUUGGCUGUAAAACUACAACCGUCCAUCAUUUUUAUUGAUGAAAUUGAUUCUUUCCUUCGGAGCCGUUCAAGUACUGAUCACGAGGCAACUGCAAUGAUGAAGGCUCAGUUCAUGAGUCUCUGGGAUGGACUGGAUACUGACUAUAGCUGUCAGGUGGUUGUAAUGGGAGCCACAAACCGUCCUCAGGACCUGGAUAUUGCAAUUAUGAGGAGAAUGCCCACAAGGUUUCACAUCAAUCAGCCGUCUAUGAGACAGCGAGAGGCAAUCCUGAACCUCAUACUGAGGAACGAGAAUGUGGACCAACGUGUGGAUUUGUUGCAGGUUGCAAACGGUACAGAUGGAUUCUCUGGAAGUGACCUGAAGGAAAUGUGCAGAGAUGCAGCUUUGCUGUGUGUCAGGGAGAGCGUGGUCAAUAACACAGAAGAAAGUCCCGAUGAGGAGAUCCGACCAAUUCGGCAACAAGAUUUACUGAGGGCCAUUGACAAGAUGAAGAAAUCGAAAAGCGCAACCAACCCGGGGGUUUUGAUGCAUGUUAGUUUGGACUGAGCCUGUUUCAGCUCCUAUCAUCCGAGCCGUUGGCGGCAGGCCUAGACCAUAGACUUUAUUGGUAACCAGAUUUUAUGAUCGCUAGCCCCCACUUUUGGACCUUAGUAACUAUUCUCUAUUAAGUAAAGAGCCUUGUAGAGAGAAGACGGUAACUCUCUCUAGCAUCACUUGAGCUGCUGAUAUUGUCUUGUACCGGGUGUGCGUCCAUACGUUUACUUUGUACCGUCAUCUGUGUGAAUGAUUUGUAGAACUUUUGGAAAGGGAACCACUGAAUAUAGUGGCGUGCUUCAUAGAUCAUGUGCAGGGUGCUAGAUAUCUGCUGCUGUUCAGUCACACGCCGUGUUUUGGGCUUUUGUAAGAGGCUGAAGCCUACCAGCACAUCUUCGCACCUGUACAAGAAGUGUUUUAUAAUCCAGGCCUUAAAGUACAGGGAGUAACAGCCAUUUUUUAUGGUUAUUUCCACAUGGACUAAUUUAUCCACUUGUUUGGGUCCAAGUUCUACAUAUAUUCCCUACUGACCUUCCAGCUUUACUUGCAACACUGUCAUCAUUGUGCUAUGAUAUCCUGUUCUGUCCCAUUUUGGGUGAAGAAGAAAAGCAUGUGUUUUUCUGUCUCCCCUCCUCUAGUGCAUGUGAAGCAAUAGGCUUUAGGUAAAAGGAUGGGGCCUUGCUGGUUCCACCUGAGCAGAUAGCAUGCUGCAGCACAAAACUUCAAAUCCUGCAUUGUCACUGUCUCUUUCAGGGACGUAUAACCCCUACCAUUGGUGUCCUAUAUGCGCGCACUUAUUCCUUUCACUUGCUGAAAGUCCUGACAUGAUGUGUUUUGUUUUUUUACUUCCUAAUUUGCUAAGGGGUCUUCCCUUUUGAGACCUUUAAAUUUUAGUUCAUUUACAGAACCUGAAAUGAAAUUCAGUCUUUGCUUUGAUGGACAAAAUCAUAGGUAUUUAUUUACAAGUAGGAAAUGUACAAGUCAAUGGAAAAAUGCCAUUGUGCAGGCGGCGAGAGGGAAUACAUUUCAUUAGUACUGUAGGGGUGGCUAAUCUUCAUGAAAACAGCGGAGUCCAGUAUACCUAAUGUAGAGAUUAGACUAUGCAGUAAAUAUAGUGUUUGUGACGUGUUCACAUGUAAUGACCUGGAUGCCACUUUAGAAAUCUUUAUACAUACAGGGGUCCAGGUUCCUUUGUGUUUAUGUGCCCAUGGCAUUUAUAAAGCUGACCGUUCUCAUGACCCAUUAACACUGGCCGAUCUGAUUAUUACAUUUUUGACACAUACAAAAUGACUUUUUUGCUUUUGUGAUUUUCCACAACCGUGAUAUUUUUAACAGCUUGACCUGGAAGUGACCACAGAAUGAAGCUUUAACUAUGACAAUCUGCACAUAAGGGUACAGUCUCGCAUGCAUUGUUCAGCACUCUCUUUUUUUUAAUGCCCGCUCUGUAACCCACCAACUGCGAGCCCAUUAAAAAAAGUUAAAAGCCCCCUUCAUUUUCUAAAGUAAAAAAUUGUUAUACUCAACUCUUUUCGUGUUGCUGUUCUCUGUGCUGCUGGUAUACAAACUGAUGUCCUCGCUGCAGCCAACCACCGUCUUCAGCAGUGUACCGCUGAGGACGGUAAUUGGCUGCAGGUGUCAUGAGCCGUACACUGAGCACAUCACCCUCGCUGUACCUGCACAGUAGCGUCAAAGGUGUACAGUAUACUGUACCGUAUGCCUUACAUAAAUGUCAGCCUAAGGAGUUUAAUCAUUUUUGAUUACUAAGACAUUUUUACAUGCCUCCCUGAUCAUCCUUAAAAGGGUUGGCAAAAUCCCCUGCUGGGCAGCCCUGCAAAGGAUGGCAUACUUACCUGCUCUUCAGUGUUGGGUCCCGACCUCAGCGGCUUCAUUCUGGUCUUCGACUGUGAACAUCUGCUUUGACACGACUGUGACCCCCUUGCGUCAUGUCAGUUGGUCAAAUGACGCAAGGGGAGCAGAUCACCACUGCUGCAGUGGUGUCAAAGCAGAUGUUGACAACAGGGGAUCCAAGUAAGGCAGCCGAGACCAGGGAGCGAAGGAGCUGGAACCCAGCACCGGAGAGCGGGUAAGGACGCUUCUCUUUGCAGGGCUGCUCAGGAGAAGGGGUUGCCAAAAACUCCUCAAAUGUGGUCAACUCCUUUAAAGUGAAUGUCUACUAUUGAAUACCACUAUAUUUAACUUUAUUUUUUAUUUUUUUAGUCUAGAUAGGUU